AUGAGCCGCUUCCAGGACGGCUCCGACCCCGAGGACGAGGUCAUGGCCAACGAGCAGGUCCAGUUCGACGGCAUGGAGGACCUCGACCGCAUGCCCUCGAUUGGCAGCAACCAGGACAUCCACGCCCAGCUGCAGGCCGCCGCCACCCCGCUCGAGUUCCAGGCCACGCUCGAGACAAAGUUUGCCAGCUACGACAACUACUGCAACCUGUUCCACUACAUCCUCAACUCGGACGGCCCCGUCGACCUCGAGGUCCCCAACUACUACUGGGCAUGGGACGUCAUCGACGAGUUCAUCUACCAGUUCAACAGCUUCUGCAGCUACCGCCAGAAGGUCGCCCUCAAGAACGACAACCAGGACGAGAUCCAGCUGCUGCGCGACAACCCAAACACAUGGGGCUGCUACAGCGUCCUCAACGUCCUCUACUCGCUCAUCCAGCGCUCGCAGAUCAACGAGCAGCUCGCCGCCAUGAAGCGCGGCGAGGACUCGAACCUGUACGCCGGCGAGUACGGCCAGCGCCCCCUCUACAAGAUGCUCGGCUACUUCUCCAUCAUCGGCCUCCUGCGCGUCCACUGCCUGCUGGGUGACUUCAGCCUCGCCCUCAAGACCCUCGACGACAUUGAGCUCAACAAAAAGGCCCAGUUCGCCCGCGUCAUGGCCGCCCACUUCACCACCUACUACUACGUCGGCUUCUCCUACAUGAUGAUGCGUCGCUACACCGACGCCAUCCGCAUGUUCUCCCACAUCCUCGUCUACGUCUCGAGGACCAAGAACUUCCAGAAGAACGCCCAGUACGACUCCAUCACAAAGAAGAACGACCAGAUGUACGCCCUCGUCGCCAUCUGCGUCGCCUUCCAGCCCACAAGGCUCGACGACACCAUCCACACCGCCCUCCGCGAAAAGUACGGCGAGCAGUUCAACCGGCUGCAGCGCGGCGGCCCCGAGUCGCUGCCCCUCUUCGAGGAGCUCUUCCGCACCGCCUGCCCCAAGUUCAUCAGCCCCACACCGCCCGACUUUGACAACCCCGAGGUCAACAUCGACCCCGUCGAGCACCACCUCCGCAUCUUCAUGGACGAGGUCAAGAACAACAUGAUGUCACCCACCGUCAAGAGCUACCUCAAGCUCUACACCACCAUGGACCUGAAGAAGCUCGCCGGCUUCCUCGAGGUCGAGCCCGAGAAGCUGAGGUGCUGGUUGCUCGUCAACAAGCAGAGGAACAGGCAGAUCAGGUGGAACGAGGGCGGCCUGCUCGAGGGCGAUGUCGUUUCUGCCGGCGACCUCGACUACGCCAUGGAGGGAGACCUCAUCCACGUCUCCGAGGCCAAGGUCGGCAGGAAACUCGUCGACUGGUACCUCAGGAACCUGGCUCGCACUUACUAG
This is a messenger RNA of Ascochyta rabiei, 1380 nucleotides long. RefSeq lists its product as uncharacterized. Gene Ontology annotation, molecular function: translation initiation factor activity. Gene Ontology annotation, biological process: translational initiation. Gene Ontology annotation, cellular component: cytoplasm; eukaryotic translation initiation factor 3 complex. The transcript has 3 exons. Bases 1 to 1380 code for a protein of 459 amino acids. The record is from RefSeq and is a predicted model, not a curated record. Lineage: Eukaryota; Fungi; Ascomycota; Dothideomycetes; Pleosporales; Didymellaceae.